UCUGCUGUCACACGACAACCAUAAGACAAUGACUGUUACUCAAAGUGAAACAUCGAACAAGAUGGCCGCAUCACCUACACCAAGUGAAGAUGGUGUAACAGGGGCACAUAAUGAGAGCGCUUUGCGUGCUUUGAUGAAAAGAACGGUUGCUAUUCAACAAUCAAAUGGACAACGGCGUUUUGGUCCACCACCAAACUGGACGGGCGAGAUACCACCACGAGGUUGUGAGGUAUUUGUCGGAAAAAUUCCUCGAGAUGUGUACGAGGAUGAGCUAGUGCCAGUCUUUGAGACGAUUGGCAAGAUCUAUGAAAUUCGACUUAUGAUGGAUUUUGAUGGUAGAAAUCGUGGUUACGCCUUUGUUGUGUUUACACAGAAGAAAGAUGCACAGGAAUGCAUUAAGAAACUAAAUAACUACGAAAUAAGAAAAGGAAAAAUGUUGGGUGUUUGCUCUAGUGUUGACAACUGUCGAUUAUUUGUUGGAGGAAUACCGAAGAAAGUGAAAAAACAAGAGAUUUUUGAAGAAAUCUCCAAGGUGACAGAAAACGUGACAGACGUUAUAGUGUAUCCAUCGGCUUCAGACAAAACAAAAAAUCGAGGCUUUGCCUUUGUAGAAUACGAGACUCAUCGAGCAGCUGCAAUGGCAAGGAGAAAACUGAUGACGGGAAGAGUACAAUUGUGGGGCCAUCAGAUUGCAGUGGACUGGGCUGAGCCUGAGACAGAAGUGGAUGAAGACAUCAUGUCACAGGUAAAGGUGUUGUAUGUUCGAAAUUUAUUACUGAGUACGACAGAAGAGACUAUUGAAAGAUUAUUUUCGCAAUAUGGCGAGGUUGAACGUGUAAAGAAACUUAGAGAUUACUGUUUUGUACAUUUCAAGACAAGAGAAGAAGCUAGAACUGCCAUUAAUGCAAUGAAAGAUCAACAGAUUGACGGCAGUGAUGUUGAAGUAACUUUAGCGAAACCUGUGGAUAAAGAGCAACGUCAACAAAGAGCAUUGAGUAAAGCUAUGAUGGUCGCUUCAUCUUACACAUAUCCCUCUCCCAAUGAUUAUAUUAUACCCUACACUGGUCCCUCAUAUCCUUAUACUAUCAAUCAACCGUUGUAUCCCUUUGCAACACCCAUGUCAAGCCCACAAAUAAUUAGACCACGUGGUCGAGGAAGAACAGCAGCUGGAAGCAGAGCUGCAGGAACUAAGAACUACGUGUUCCCAGGAUAUCACAGUGGAGUACGACCAUUUUAUGUUCCAACAAAUGGAUACGAUGAAUAUGGAAAGAAGAGAACAUCUGAGGAUCAACUGUUUGAUAUAAUCCCUGGGAUGGAAUUAACGCCAACUAAUCCAAUAACAUUAAAACCACAGAAAACAUCAACUCAGCUACUGGACGAAGUUUGCGUUAAGAACAAUUGGGGAAGUCCUGUGUAUACUCUACACAGUACUCAGGCAUCGAACGCUGAUAUGCAACUUUUCUUGUAUAAAGUCAACAUCCCAGCAUUACCGACUCUUUAUCAGCCUCAAAAACUUUGUCGGAGUGUAGAGGAAGCAAAAGUUUAUGCAGCUGAAUAUGUCUUACAACAACUAGGAAUUUCAUUUGAAGGCCCGGAAUCACCAGUGACAACGGUGGCCGCAGUUGUAUCUACAACAUCCCCCUACGUCACUAGAGCUGUUGGACCAGUAACAUAUGCAGUCACAAAUGGCCGCACAGUUGAUUCGACGGCGUAUCCCAGUUUUAUGCCACUCGCUAGUCCAACAUCACCAGUGCCACAAACAAUCCUAACUAAGGUCACAGGAACAUGGCCAGGUGGUCAAGAUCAGAGUGGAGUAUAUGGGAGCUUUGAAGGAUAUGGUGAUCCUCAGCAAUAUAGUACAGGAAUGUACGCUCAAUAUUAAGAGACGACGCUAUCAUCGUAAGCAAAAGUCCUCAUUCUAUACUUUUCAUUAUUUUAUCAAAAAAUACUUCAUGUUUUUUCACUAAAAAAGUUAAUGCAGAUAAUGUCAAAGCAUUGUGAUGUUAACUACAAUGAAAUUUUCACAUGUAUAAAAAAAUCUCAACCUACUACAUGCUUCAAAUCAAAUGUGCUUGUCGUUAAUCAUUUCCAAAAUUCGCAAAUAUGUUUCGUAGAAAAAAUCAACAUUUGAAUAUUUAAUGAUGAACCAAGGUUACAUCAUAAAUUGUUUUUUAGAAAUCAAAUUACCUCAUAAAGAUUCCAUCACAAUGUUUCGAUGAAUAUUAUCACGCAAAUGCGAUGAAAUAAAGUGAAAAACAGUUGUAUUAAACACCACAAGAAUAUUUAUAUUUCUCACCUUAAAAAGACUUCCACCAUUCCACGUUGUCCUGAAUGAAGACAAUCUUAAUAAAAUAAAAUCAAAUGUUCAAUAAAAUUACUGACCAUAGAGUUUUUGAGCUACAUCAAUCAACAUGAAAAACAAAAAAAUGAUCAUCCAUUCAUCCAUCCGUCAAUACUUAAGUAAUAUCCAUAAGUAAAAAUUACAUAUGACAAAUGAUUUAAAAAAGUAUAAAGCUAGACUAAUGCAGUACACUAAAAAAUUGACAAUGAAAGAUUUCAAGGAGAACUCAAAGAGAACUCUAUGGUCAAAUGGCAGAAUUUUGAUUAAUCAGAAAUAGUAAAUACGUUUGCAUUUCAAAUGCUCUCCAGGAGCAAAUGCACCUGUUAAUUUCAUUUAAUUUUAGGCAUGCAUGCAGCAAAUGUUUAGACAUAAAUCAAAAACUUUGAGUCAACACAAAGCAUUUGCUGCAAUAAAAAUUCACUGUUUGAUUUACUCUUAAUUUGUGUCGUAUCUUUCGUAACGUGUACAAAGCUGUUUUAUAUAUUUACUUUAAAGCUAUAUUUCCAUGUUUUGCUUAGCUGUAAUAUUUAGUCAUUUAUUUACUUAUAUAGUUAUUGUAAAUAUAUGUUGUUAGUUCAAACAAAUCAAAGACAAUUGACUAUUCAAUUAGUAAUGAAAGACAUUUUACAGCUGUGAAAAUGUAUAAAGUAUGAAUAGGAUAAGAUUUCACAAUAGUCAAUUGUCUUCUAUUACAUGGGCAGGGCCCACGAGAAUAUGUUUUUAAUCAAUUCUCAUUUCAACUAAUGAAUUCACAAGGACUUCAAAAAUGAGCAAAAUGACAUGGUCAAAGAUAUCAACUUAUAUUUAAGUUGGCAUGAAAAAGAAUUUAUGUAUUUAGACAAAAAGUUUAUCAUUUAUACAUAAGAAAAAGAUCAAUAUAUUAUCUACAAUAAUCAACUAUUUGCCAUCAUGAUCAUUGUUCAUAUUGUUCAUUACUUGAAACUCUUGAAGCAAUAAGCUUACGCCUGAUUUAAAGUUUCUUGGGAAACUGACCAUGAUUAGCCAAUAAUUACAUUCUAGCUGGCAGGGAAGCAGGAUGUCAAGUCUUGUGAUAUUUAUUGAAAAGAUCUAAUGAACCAAUAAUAACCCCAGACGAUUUAAAUUAUAGUCAAGCUGUAUAUUGUCAUCACUCAAUAUAUGUUGUAAUGAGAUGAUUUGCCAAAGAAUUCAUGGUUGUUCAAGAUCUAGGUCCCGUACAUAUUUGAACAUCAUAUUAACAAUAUCAAAUAAAUAUGUAAAUCCAAUGUAAUCGCCCUUAAAAUAACUUCAACACAGUUUCUGAGGUAGCUAGACCAUGAAUGACAAUCAAAAAAAGGGCUGUGAAAUAGUGCUGCCAAAUUAGAGAAAGUGAGCUUUGGUUUUACAUUGGAAUUUACAUUUUGUAAAUUGACUAAACUCUAGAAUUACUUUAUUCUCCAAGUUUAUAGAUGCAAUGAAUACUUAGUCAAAGCUUGUCUUUAUUGUAUAUUCCUCUAUGUUUUGCUAAAGCAGUGAAUCUUACUAUUAAAUGUCAAUACUCUUUAGUAAAGUGAAAAGAAAACUAUA
This is a messenger RNA of Xenia sp. Carnegie-2017, 3886 nucleotides long. Its product is annotated as APOBEC1 complementation factor-like. The record is from RefSeq and is a predicted model, not a curated record. Gene Ontology annotation, molecular function: mRNA binding. Gene Ontology annotation, cellular component: nucleus. Lineage: Eukaryota; Metazoa; Cnidaria; Anthozoa; Malacalcyonacea; Xeniidae.